CCAGUAACGCUUCCGCGCGCAACCUUACAAAAAACAAACACCACCCACCACCCACCCAAGGACACUUAGGCUUAUCCUAAGCAGAAAGAAAGUUGAGAGUGUGAGAAAAUCGAAAAUACACAAGCAGUAUGUCCGCUAGAAUCCUGGAAGACUCGCCCAAUGCGCGCAUCAAUAAGACCAUCCUCGACCGCUACCUGUCGCUGCCGCUGGAGGAUAACGUGGUCCAGGCCACAUACGUGUGGAUCGAUGGCACCGGCGAGGAUCUGCGCUGCAAGGAUCGCACCCUCGACUUUAUCCCAACGAGUCCCAAGGAAUUGCCCGUGUGGAAUUACGAUGGCAGCUCGUGCUACCAGGCCGAGGGAUCCAACUCGGACACCUACCUGUACCCGGUGGCCAUCUACAAGGAUCCCUUCCGUCGCGGCAACAACAUUCUGGUGAUGUGCGACACCUACAAGUUCGAUGGCACCCCCACCGACACCAACAAGAGGAAGACCUGCCUGGAGGUGGCCAACAAGUGCACCGACGAGGUGCCAUGGUUCGGCAUUGAGCAGGAGUACACCUUCCUGGACUUCGAUGGCCAUCCAUUGGGAUGGCCCAAGAACGGUUUCCCCGGCCCCCAGGGUCCCUACUACUGCGGCGUGGGCGCCAACAAGGUGUAUGCCCGUGACAUUGUGGAUGCUCACUACCGCGCCUGCCUGUAUGCUGGCAUCAAGGUGUCCGGCACCAAUGCCGAGGUGAUGCCCGCCCAGUGGGAGUUCCAGGUGGGACCCUGUGUGGGCAUCUCCAUUGGCGAUGACUUGUGGAUGGCUCGCUUCCUGUUGCACCGCAUCUCCGAGGAGUUUGGCAUCGUGUCCACUUUGGACCCCAAGCCCAUGCCUGGCGACUGGAACGGUGCCGGCGCUCACACCAAUGUCUCCACCAAGGCCAUGAGGGAGGAUGGCGGCAUUCGGGACAUUGAGAAGGCCGUGGCCAAGCUGUCCAAGUGCCAUGAGCGUCACAUUCGCGCCUAUGACCCCAAGCAGGGACAGGACAAUGCCCGUCGCCUGACCGGCAAGCACGAGACGAGCUCGAUCAAUGACUUCAGCGCUGGAGUGGCCAACCGCGGCUGCAGCAUACGCAUUCCCCGUGGCGUCAACGAUGAUGGCAAGGGCUAUUUCGAGGAUCGUCGCCCCAGCUCCAACUGCGAUCCCUACUCCGUGGUGGAGGCCAUCUUGCGGACCAUCUGCCUGGACGAGUAGAGGGGGACGAGGCACCAUUCUACAUCUCUAUUCAGCAUUAAUUGUUGCCCUGUUAUUGAUUUCUAAUUUGUUGUUAACCCAUCGAUACACGAUCCACUGAUCCAUUGACCCGCGCCCGCACCCGUACCCGUACCCGAACCCGACACCUGACACCCGGCAAUCCGAACCGAAAAAACCGGACGCGGAAACGGACCCCGUCUCGGCGGGAGCUACAUAACAUAUAUGUAUACCGUUAGACAUUAGUCGUAGGCGCAAUUCAAUUUACCUAACGUAUCUUCCCCACUGAAGUUCCUGAAGCUGAAGGCAGGACCUAGAAACAGAAUUACGAUAAAAUACUUCUCGCUAAGAAUUUCCAAUCCUUUUUUUUUUGUUUGUUUUUUCUAGCUUCUGUUGUUAGGUUUUAGUGUGAGGUUGUGUUUUUUUUUUUUGUUUGUUGAAGAAGGAUCAGCAGUAUAUAUGGUUAACGAGUAGAGCAAGAAUCCAAAAAGAUAGCCCACCCUUGAGUGGGUGACGCCCCCAUAAAAGAACAUAAAGCUGUAGCAUCAAACACUCCCCCAGACCCCAU
Messenger RNA from Drosophila persimilis, 1803 nucleotides. It is a transcript of the gene Gs2, whose product is annotated as glutamine synthetase 2 cytoplasmic. The record is from RefSeq and is a predicted model, not a curated record. The coding region runs from base 129 to 1238 and encodes 369 amino acids. The transcript has 5 exons. Gene Ontology annotation, molecular function: glutamine synthetase activity. Gene Ontology annotation, cellular component: cytoplasm. Lineage: Eukaryota; Metazoa; Arthropoda; Insecta; Diptera; Drosophilidae.